This is a messenger RNA of Xylona heveae TC161, 1636 nucleotides long. RefSeq names its product enoyl-CoA hydratase/isomerase. Gene Ontology annotation, biological process: fatty acid beta-oxidation. The transcript has 4 exons. Gene Ontology annotation, cellular component: mitochondrion. The coding region runs from base 430 to 1260 and encodes 276 amino acids. Lineage: Eukaryota; Fungi; Ascomycota; Xylonomycetes; Xylonales; Xylonaceae. Gene Ontology annotation, molecular function: enoyl-CoA hydratase activity. The record is from RefSeq and is a predicted model, not a curated record.
AAGACUACACGCUGAGUCUCCACUGAAGACGCCAUCCCGAAUGAACAGGUCAGCCAACGAAUCAGUGGCGGUAGAGAAAGGGGGCGUGAGGAGACUACUCAGAAGCUAGUCACAUAACCACCCUGUUUCCACGUGGGAUAACGUUGCCGAGCCCGACGCUUUCUCACCAUUAUUUCUCCUUUAUCGGCCGUCAGGUUGCUGCCAGUCUCACGUCAACAAGCAGGACCCUUGGACAUUUUUCUUGCCCGAGUCCUCUUUUACCUCCUGCCAUCAUUCAACUCGCUUUGCAUUCAAUUUUUCUUUCCACAACCGGUGUCUUUGUUGAAGCUUUUUCUUGCAUAUUCUUUUCUACAUCUCCAGUCUUUGCACUGCUUACAUCUUUCCCCGCAAUUCCCUUUCUCGAACCAUAUACCCAAACAACUCUUCAAGAUGGAGAAGCUUGUCACCCAGCCCCCGCGCACCAACUUCAUCAAGCUUUCCUAUCCCGCUGACCGCGUCGUGCUCAUGACUAUGAGCCGUGAGAAGCAGCUCAACUGCAUGAACACGGCCGCGCAGUGGGAAAUGGACGCUCUGUGGAAGUGGCUCGACGACGAGCCUAGCUUGUCGAUUGCUAUCAUCACUGGUGCUGGCAAGAAGGCUUUUUCUGCCGGUGCUGAUCUGAAAGAAUGGAACAACUCCAUGGCCGACGACGCUGAUCCGCAGAACCGCAUGGGAAAUGCGCCUGCGUUCAAGCCUCUCAGCCGCCGAUUGGGAAAGAAGCCCGUCAUUGCCGCAGUCAAUGGCCUUGCCAUGGGCGGCGGCUGCGAAUUCGCCGUCAACUGCGACCUCGUGAUCGCUUCUGAGACGGCAUACUUUGCUCUCCCCGAAGUCAAGCGCGGUGUUGCCGCUAUUGGCGGUGCCUUGCCCCGCAUCAUUCGCACUCUGGGCCUGCAGCGGGCUUCCGAGUUCGCCAUGACCGGUCGCAACGUGAGCGCGCAGGAGAUGCACUCGUGGGGACUUGUCAACCGGGUUGUUGCCCAGGAUGAAGUUGUCCCCGAGGCAGUCCGUCUGGCUACGAUGAUUGCCGAGAAUAGCCCUGACGCUAUCAUCUGCACGCGUGCUGGUCUGCGCCAAGGAUGGGAGACUGCCGCUGUCGAACGCGCUGUCGAAGUCACCCUUGAAAGGGAGUUUGCUGCGCUGCAAAAGGGAGAGAAUAUCAAGGAGGGUCUGCGAGCAUUCAGCGAGAAGCGCGCCCCCGUGUGGAGAGAAUCCAAGUUGUAAAUCAUCGACUGUGUACUGAACUAGAGGAGGCAGUGGCCAGUAUCCGUCGAGAGGAUGUCAGAUGGAUGUAUAUGUGGACCCCAGAAAAGGGGAAGGAAAGCAUAUACUUGCAUAACUUUGUAUUAAUGAUCGUCUUCGAUUCGUGGAUUGGGACGAAGACUUGUUGAAAAUAUACCAUAGCAUAGCAUACAGAAAUUCUGCACAGUAGUAUAUUGAAUUUUAAGCAAUAUAUGAUCUAAAUUAUACAGACUGUCACGCGUUAUCCUCUGGAAUUGGGUGCAUUCAUUCAGAGAACGUAGUGAGAUGAUGCUCUUUGCCUUUUUAUUAGGGGAUUAAUAUGGGUGUCGAAUAGAUUGAAUGGUCGGAUUAUAGCGGC